GACAGAUCACGCGAGGUUUCUCUUUCAGUUACUGGCUCGAAAUUUGAAUUUUCUUCGGAGGAAGAGUUGAGGCCAACUCUGGAGGCGAAGAGUUUUCUCCUGAAUCGGUACCCUGACUAACUCAAUGUGAACAGAGUUAUAUUCUUCUCCUGUGCUGGAUGCUUUUAAUCAUGUCAUGUCUCUACUAAAUGUUAUUUGUGAAGUUCUUGAGUACUUUGGAAUAUCACCUGACAUACUCUUAUCACUACGGCAAAGGAAACCGUAUGGCCAGUCUCGUAGCAUUGUACGAAGAAUAGGUUCAGCUCUUCCAUUAAAUCAUUGGCCCAGAGUCUGCUUUCAGCUUUUAGAAAGACUACAUAUACCUGACUUCACUACAUAUACCCCUGAACCUACGGUUCCAUCUCUGGCUGAUGCAGCAUGGAUUGCUGAUGAUGAAGGUGAUACUUUCAUUCGAUUUAGGAAUGAAGUGCGCACAGCAGAAGUCCAAUGUAUGAUUAGUUCAAUGCAAGAGCAUUACAAGUCUACAAGUUCAGUAAAUCAUUUAAAAAGAAAGAACAAUACUUGGUACAAUGGAGUAUCAAAUGAAAAUGCCUUAAAUAAAAUCUCUCAACUUGAAGAUGAAUUAUCUCGUCUGAGGUCACAGAUUGCCAUGAUUAUUUCAGGACAAGAUCAAGGACAAGGUUCUGAUUGUUUAAGUCAGUUAAAAUCAAAUGGUUUGGAAUCAAAUGGCUUUUCUGUUCCUGGUACUCCUGCCUUCAUUCCUCCUCCAAAAUUAGCAUCAACACCACUUGGUGCUUUGAGUAAUCCAUCUGUAGCAGCUACUGAGCAAGCACUGCCACCACCACCCCCGCCACUGCCACCAUUAACUACUGAAAAUAAUGUUGCUGCAACUAAAGAUCUCAAACAAGACUGCCGGACUUUGAAGAUAAAUUCUAGAGAUGCGACCAUCAAACCAAUGCUAACUAAAAAACCCUCAAAUUCCUUUAACAUGAUGGAUGUAUUGAAGGACAUGCAGAAUGUCAAAUUAAGAGUAGUAGAAAGGUCACCAGGCGGGACACCUAUAGGGAAGAAAUCUGCAAGGAAACCACCUAUUUCUGAUCCAGCAGCACUUAUUGCUGAAGCUUUAAAACAAAAGUUUGCACACAGGUACCUUAAUGAUUCUUCUGAUAAGGAAAAUGAGUCCUUUGAAUUUUCUCCUCUAUCAAGUCCAGAGACUUCAAGGUUUGGGCAGUACACCCAAAGACGUGACAACCAAAAUUCUGUGAAGAGUGGUAAAAUAGUACAACCAGGAAUGUAAAUGUUUGCAAAUACUAUUAAUUAAUCAGGGAAAAAAAAAGUAGGGCAAUACUGUAAGAGGUGUUUUGUAAAAUGGAUACAAGUGACAGAAGAGAUGCUUCACCAUAAAACUCAUGCACUGAGUAUAACUUGUUAUUUAAGAAGGCUAGUGCAAGGUAUUGUAAAUUUUAAAUGUGGUGUUUUCUAAAUUAGCUAGAAUUUGUUAAACUAUUUUUGUAAGAAUUUUUCCACAGAGACCUUAUUAAAUUCAAAAAAUUGCAUGCUUGGAAAAUUUUGGUUAAUUUUGUGUCAGCACUAAAUAAUCUUUUUAAUUGAUGUUUCUUUUAUCUUUGGAUUAUACUUGUAAAUUUUGAAAUUAUUGUCUCUAUAGCUGUGAUUAGAAUUAAGUGGGAUAAAGUCUUGUAAAUGUACAUUUCAUCAAUUAAACUGUGAGUGAA
Molecule: messenger RNA, 1733 nt
Organism: Mobula hypostoma (lesser devil ray)
Lineage: Eukaryota; Metazoa; Chordata; Chondrichthyes; Myliobatiformes; Myliobatidae
Gene: mtfr2
Product: mitochondrial fission regulator 2
Exons: 8
Coding region: 176-1297 (373 amino acids)
Biological process (GO): mitochondrial fission; aerobic respiration
Cellular component (GO): mitochondrion
Source: RefSeq, a predicted model, not a curated record